This is a messenger RNA of Lachancea mirantina, 1257 nucleotides long. The record is from the annotation of a GenBank genome assembly. Lineage: Eukaryota; Fungi; Ascomycota; Saccharomycetes; Saccharomycetales; Saccharomycetaceae.
AUGGAUGUUCUCCUAGAAAAUGUUAUAGCAGGUGGUCUUAACCACGAUCCCGCCAGCGAAGCUUAUUUAAAAGACGUUCUACAGCUCAAAAGCUCUUAUGAUGAUUACUUUUCGUCGCUUCCUAUUCCUGGAAGCAUUGUGGAGGAAAUAGCCGAGACAGAUGCCAAGAUGGCCCAAUUGGAACUGGAACUACGAAGUUUGCUGUUGGAUAACAAAACCACUAUCUUGAAGUCCUCGCUUGACGUGUCGGUGUCACUUGAUUUGAAUAAUAUAUUAAAGGAGAUGGACGAGCUCUGGGAGUUGAGAGGCGGCACACCGACGCACAAGGAAAAUCAUCAAUUCGAUGAUACUUUAGCCGCUUUGCAUAAAGAAAGACCUGCUCAAGAAACCAAAGACGGAUUUGCAGCUGCGCUGCAAAAUCUUAAAAUCCAGGAGUCCACGGGAACUCAUGUCAUAGAUGAUCUAGGUCUCGCGCUAGAUAAUAUGCCCGGAGUCAAUGAUAUUUUGGAGCUGCCAUCGCUGGUUGCUGUUUGCAUCAAGAUGGGGCAUUAUAACGAAGCAAUUCUUUGCCAUGUUCAAGCCCAAAAGUUAGCGGCUAGAUUCCCAGAUAUUGAGAUCAUCAAACAGGUAGUCUCUACGAUUACGGAAGAAAUAACAACAAACAUGCUACAGGGCCUCGUUCGUCUUCUGGAAACCAACUCGGUGAUAAACACCAUGAAGAAAACAGUAGGCUUUCUGCACUCAAUACCGCCAUUCACCGAAAAUGACGAUGCGCUCCUUCAAGUUUUUCUCACGAUGCGUUUCAAUUUUAUAUAUGCGGAAUUACGCUCCUACGAUGCGCCAAAGGACGCCAGCGACGCAAUUUGCGAAAUGUUGAUGAAGAGAAAAAUCGAGGCCAUUCGAGAGCACGCAUACAAUGCAUUUGUGGUGAUUUCUUCGAUAUCCAAUAUUUCCACUCAAGAUAUUGCUCUGCCCAUAUUCGAGGAAUUGCAACCAGCUAAGCCCACAAACCUGAGCAUUUUAGUAUUCGUCAAAAAAUGCAUCGACAUGCUAGUUGCAGACCUAAACAGCUACAAAAGUGUUCUUUCAGAAUCUGUGUGUCUGCAAUUGAUAUACUGCUCCUUCAGGUUUGCCGAUUCUAAUCCAAACUAUCACCGGAUUUUCAUUCAAACGUUGUGGGAAAAGAACAUUUUUACCAAGGAUCAAUUGUUGACUGCCAUGGAGAAAAGACGGGACCUGGCGACCAAAUAUCAUUGA